AUGCCCGAACCACGAUGCCGGCGCGGAAUCUGCAUGCUGGGGAAAGCAGCGACGGUCACGACGCUAGUACUGGCGGAUAAGAGCGGGGUAGUUACCGGCAGAGCGAGGGGAGGAGGAUCUUCAGGGAUACAUGACGCUGCAGAAUGGGACGCGAGCGUGGCAGAGCAGAACAGACGAAACGCACCAUCUAGCAGUAGUACAUCUAACAAGGCGCACACGGACGCAGAUAGAGAAAAGGUGGCGGGGACGCAGGGUGGGGGAAGACAGUUUGCCGGACGUGCGGUACCGGAGGAUCAGAGUCCACGCAAGGCAGCGAGGGAGCCUGCGUCUACUCGCAGCGUCGGGACUCUGGUAGUGGGCGCCGACCAACAGAUACAGGACAAGAAACGGCAGCGCCGUCAGCUGCAGCCGGAGCUGUACUGCGCAGUAGCGGGAGACAAACUGUCGAUGAAUGACAAAUUGUGUCUGCAAAGCUGCCAUGUGAUCAACGACGAGAUACAGCCACGCUUCUACCAAUGGGAGGAGUAUUGUUUUUGUUGCUAUGAACCGACCAUUGCGUUGGGAUUUGCUGCUGCGAUUCGAUCAAUUUAAUGCAAAAGGAGGUGGUAGUGAUUUGCUUUGGCGCAACGAGUUCUGUGGGGUGCAGUUCUUGUCGACCGAUGGUAUUGAUUCCAUGUAAAACAGCUAUUGCAAGGACACGUCACUGGAUUCGGAUUGGGACCAGUGGUGCUACGACUACUACGAUUGCCUGCUAGGCUGUGAGGUGUUUCAAGAAAUCACCGACAUGGGAACCGUCGCUAUCGUACAGAAAGUGAUUGCUUUUUUCUCUCGCGCAGGUUCGGUGUGACAGAAGUAGAAGAAAGCAAUUAUGCACGGUGGGGAUGAGUUGGUCUUUGUAGCCGUACUGUCGCAACACUGAGGUUCACACUUCUACAAUGAUACGAAUGCAGCAUGUAUUUUCUAAUGACCGCGAAGACAAACACAUAAAACAGUGGGCAAAGCGGAAGGACUUGCUGAAGCAGAUGGAUCCGAGUAGUAUCUUGGACGGAGACCAGAAGUGCGCUGCCGAGCAGUGCCGUUCCUACUGCACGCGGCAGACCCUACCGACGUGUCGGGAGCUGGCCUUCAAAGCGGAGUGUGAAGCGAUGCAGCGUAGCCAGCGGCUGAUGCGCUGCGACAUGGAUUGCAGCUCUGCGUUCUCCGCCCGGGACAGCGUGAAUGCGUGGUAAGCAUUGUCUUAUGCGAAACGCGUGGAGUGUUUCUUCAGAGUGUUUUGCGAGGGUUUCGCUUGUGCUUCUUGCGUUGUGACGUCAGAUUAAACUUCCAAUAGGUUCACGGGCUUGUUGCUGGCGGUGGCGCUAAUUUUCUACUGACGCGAACGAGAUUGCGCUUGCUCGCGACUGCCGGCGAUAUAAGCGGCAAGAAGGUUCCUUGCGGCCGUCGAUAGUGUCGGUACUGAUUUCUUGUGGUAGACACGAUAUGGAAUUUACCAAAAUAUGGAUCUCAGAAACAAGUGCAUCACCAGACACACACGAUGCGAGGAGGUGUGUAUGUUGAGCGGAUUAAUCUUCAUCAAAGGAAAAACGUAGGAAAGCGAUUAUUUGAAUACCAAUGGCCAAUGGAAACAAACAGAAAUCCUGAAGCAACAUUUUGCAGAGAACAAUCGAUAAUAAUUACGGUAGCUCCGAUGCCGAUAACAGUAACAGUAAAGUAAUUUAGCAUGAGAGUACGACAUAGCGACACAGAGAUCAACACAAUUUUGCAAUCGAGUUUACUCCUUUUGGGCUUUCCGCUACUAAAACUUACCAAGGUGCGCGGCUUGCAUAAUUGCGCCAGACAGAGCUUUUUGUACAAGCGUGCUUAGGCAGUACAUGUCCUGACACUUGGACUCCGAG
Amoebophrya sp. A120 is the source of this 1895-nucleotide messenger RNA. The record is from the annotation of a GenBank genome assembly. Lineage: Eukaryota; Dinophyceae; Syndiniales; Amoebophryaceae.